Messenger RNA from Hermetia illucens (black soldier fly), 1106 nucleotides. RefSeq names its product probable DNA-directed RNA polymerase III subunit RPC6 (gene Polr3F). Gene Ontology annotation, biological process: transcription by RNA polymerase III. The coding region runs from base 131 to 1021 and encodes 296 amino acids. The transcript is spliced from 4 exons. Lineage: Eukaryota; Metazoa; Arthropoda; Insecta; Diptera; Stratiomyidae. The record is from RefSeq and is a predicted model, not a curated record. Gene Ontology annotation, cellular component: RNA polymerase III complex.
CAGAGCGGAAGAAAGUUUGUUAAAAUCGGCAUCGCUAAUUUCGCGAAACUCAGUGUCACUCGUGUUUUCCAUAGACUGUGAAUCCGCGGACAGCAGUUGGGCUGAGUACGGGGCACCGGAGGUUAGAGAAAUGGCUGCUGCAGUGCCUGACGAAGUAGUUCAUCAACUCCUGGCUGUGAUACAAGCGAAUCCAGCCGGGGUUUCCAAUGAACACAUAGUUAAACAAUUGCCGGAACUCUCGGGAGAGCAACGUGUUGGCGCCCUCAAUAAGCUGCUACAGCAAGGCAUGUUAGAUCUUUUGAGAAAAGGUGAAGUCCUAUUUUACCGCGUGAAAGAUCCGAAGAAGAGCACAGCCCCAAAAGGUGCCGACAAUGAAGAAAAAAUCGUCUACAACAUCAUCGAAGAGGGUGGAAACAAAGGAAUAUGGAUUCGGGACAUUCGCUUGAAAAGUAACUUGAACAUGACCCAACUGAACAAGAUCCUGAAAAAUCUGGAAAACAAGAAACUGAUCAAAGCGGUGAAAUCUGUGAAUGCCAGCAAAAAGAAGGUUUAUAUGCUCUACAACUUGGAUCCGGAUCGGUCUAUAACUGGCGGGGCGUGGUACCAAGACCAAGAUUUCGAAUCUGAGUUCGUUGAUGUUUUGAACCAACAAUGCCUACGAUUUCUGCAAAUGCGGCGCGAUGCUGCGAAGGAGAAACGAGAUGGGCCGCUACUAACGAAGCAAAUGUCCUGCUGCAGCGUGAAAGAUGUUCACAAAUUUAUAUCAGAAUUAGGAAUAAGUAAAGUUAGCUUGGACGAGGACGAUUUAGAAACGAUUCUGAAAACAGUCGUGUUCGAUGGCAAAGCAGAACGGAUAAUGCUCGCAAAUGGAUCGUACGUCUACAGAGCGGUCGAGCAACCUUUACCUCCUCCAGGUAUUGUAAGAACUCCGUGCGGCAUUUGUCCUGUAAUUAAAAAUUGUUCAACAUGUGGUCAAGUGACGCCGAUUGUCUGUCAGUAUCUUAAGGAUUGGUUGGACUAGGUUGUCAUUGUUAAUUCCUAUGAGUGGCAUAGCGGGUCAACCACCGUCGCUCUUUGCUAAAUGAUAAUCGUUAUUUGAUAGAGAU